AAUAUGUUUUCCUUUGAUAACUGAAAAAAUAUUAAGUGAGCUACUGCUCAAAUAUUAAAUUUAUAAUUUUAUACGAUAUGUCGUUUAGCUUCGGGAACGGAAAUAGGGGUUUUGCGUUCUCGCGGUGUUGGCCGAAAGACGCCCAGAUGUCAAAAACAAUUUUUUUAAAGACCUUUUCAAAUUUUCUGAGAAACACAUGAAAUUGCACCACACACAUACUUCACUGUUUGAACUGAGUAGCAUACUUUUCGGCGAUGGGAUAAGACAAUCCCCAUAUUUUUUGCUUUCGGAAUAUACAUAUACAUACAAACAUUAAUAUGGAGGGCAAAACUACAAAUGCUACAACAUUGUUCAGAGUAAAGGACUGAGUGGAAGGAAAAAGGAUAGUCGAAUUUCGAACAACUGAUGUUAUUUAGAACAUCAAGUGACUUUCGCUCGUGUAGACGCAUUUUUGUUAUUGGAAGAAAAUAUGUACAUACAUACAUAUAAAAAUAUGUUAAAUUAGGAAAGUGUCAAUAAAUUACGAAAAUCAAAUACAUAAAGAUAUGAAAUUUAAAUAGUAUAAAAAUUUCUACGAAGCAGCUUAAAAACUAGCACUACAGCUUUGUAGUAUGUAUUUAACUGAAUCCGUGCAUAUAUAUAACCCGUUAGUCAAAUAUUUCUUUUAAGACUUGAAGUAUUCAUUGCCUGCAACUCUCCAAACGGUUGUUAUGAAUGUCGCGUAAAUAUUUUAAUAUAGAGAUAACCUUAAUUUAUUUCCUGCUGCUUAUGCCAUGGCCUCACACGCAUAUAAUACAAUUAUUUUGCUCCAAAGAUAACAGUCGUUUGGUGCGCAAAAUUGUACGCUCGAAAUGGACACCGAUAUUGGAUAAAUAUUCGGCAAAAUUACCUCUAGAAUGUCCGCUACACCCGCUGCGCGACGUUUUCUCUCCAUGUCAAGAUGCCAAAAAACGUGAUCGACCAACGCAGUGGACCUGUCGUCUGUGUGGCAAAAGCUUCUACCAGGAAAGGUUUUUGGAUUUACACUUUGAGACGCGGCACAAGUCUGUUAUCAAUGAGGCCGAAGAUGCCGUUUGUCUGGCAGACUAUUGUGACAUAAUGCGUUGUGAGGUGUUUCAAACUGAGGAAUCGUCUAGUUUGACAACCAGCGAUCAGCAUGUAGUUACCGAUAUUGAAGUCUGGGGUGAUUCCUUGGGCCAGAACUCAGCGCUGGCAAAGGCAAAUACACCAUAUUUAAGUUUAAUACCUCUCAGAACCUCCUCCAUCGGUGGAACGCGAGCGGCGAGAGGACAAACUCGUCAAUUAUGUCAGGACAAAAUUGGCCAAAAUAAGUUUAAGGACACUGUAGUCGAAAAUGUAAUUAUUGCUGAAAAGAGCAAGAAGGCAACCACCGUCAAUGCCAAUGAACCCAAGAAAAAUAUGAAAAAAGGACAUGCUGACGGUGAACAUUCAACAGGGACUCCAACAAACUCGGAGCACAACAAGGCUGCCAAUACAGAAACACCACCACACAAUUCCAAUUCUAAGGCCAAGAAGAACGGCUCUACGUCUGAACAGAGCAACCAUGGCGAAGAUGAUGAAGCCAACGCCACGCCGACCGGCAAUACCAGCAGAGCCAAGAAUGACAAUGGCAAUAUACAGAAGACACGUGCCAAUUGCAAGGCUGAAGAACUGAGCAAACUGAAGGUGCAAUGUGAGCUUUUAGUUCGUACUUGUAUCUCUAGCCUUCUAUUGACCAUGACGGAUCAAACCUUUAAAGAAAUGGAAGAGGAAAUGAAUAGAGCAGUUUGUUGGUACUUGUCAUGCGAUCGAUAUUGGGAGGAUGGUCCACUCGAGCCGCGAACCUUCCCCUGGGGUUUGGCUCUGCUGCUGAUUUUUGUACUCUCGACAGGAGUGUGCUUUUGCUAUUACAUCAUUUGGAUACUGUUUAACUCCGAGGAAACGACAAUCAUUACCAAUCAGCACGAUUACAUGUACCACCGGUACCCACAGUCGGCGCAAAUGCCGCCAGAGCAAGAGCAGCAGCACCACCACCAGGCCUACGUGACUACCGGCAUGCACAGUGGUAUGCGCCAGAGCCUCUCCCAACCAUACUACUACCAGCAGAAGGCUCACGAAUUAUACCCCGAACAACUUCAAUACGACUAUCGCCACAGUCCGAGACGCUACAUAGCGGAGUCGCACAUGCAGAGCACCUCCACGGCCGCAGAUAUGGCCGGCACACCACGACAUCGACACGCACCGACACAGAGUCACGUUUACCAACAGGACAUUUUAGACCGACGCGACUAUACAAAUAGACCCAUAGCCACAACAGCGGUCACGAGUGUGGGCAGCAAAGCAAUGACCAGUGCGGGCGGAGCGCCAAAAUCGGCAAGUACUGCAGGUCUGGGUACAAGCGGUGUCACUAUGUUGGAAAAUGAGUCAAGCAUAGGCGUGGGGGCGGGUGGUGGACGCCAUUAUAACACCCAUCCACGUCCUGUAACCUCUCAUCAUCGCAAUAGUGGCGCAUCUCAGCAUUCACUACGCGCUUCAUCAUCUAUUCAUGAAUUCAUGCAAAAUGACAUAGGCCAAAACGAGCACUAUAUCUAUGUUACGUAUCCGCCUGAUCUGAAGAAGCGCUAUUUCGACAAAUAUGAAUAGGAGGUGGACCGAUGGGCAGCACCAUCACCAUAUAACUUUGCAUGAGGUUCUAUGCCGUACAUGCGAACAACCACAAACAACAAUCGUUGAACAGCGGCGAGUUCCAGUCAUCAAUUGCAUUGACUGUAACUUCAGCUGUGUCGGAUAUGUAAGUAAGAUGUGUGUAUGGAGAUGCAUAAGGUCUGUUUGCUUGAUGGAGACUGCAUUUUAGAUGUCGGUAAUUUAGCUGAAUUUUUAUAGUGCAAUAGUGCAAAAUAGGGGAAAUCAAAACGCCAAUGUAUCGAAAUAUUUGUGCUCGAAAUUCGCUCGAGGCUUGAAAUAUUACUCACAGUAUCGAAGUGUCAUUAUUCAUUAAUAAAAUACCAAUAUUUCUUAUAAUAAAUUUCUUAAACCCUUUUAAA
Rhagoletis pomonella (apple maggot) is the source of this 3044-nucleotide messenger RNA. RefSeq lists its product as uncharacterized. The transcript is spliced from 8 exons. NCBI's taxonomy places the organism in Eukaryota, Metazoa, Arthropoda, Insecta, Diptera, Tephritidae. The record is from RefSeq and is a predicted model, not a curated record. Bases 715 to 2643 code for a protein of 642 amino acids.